CACGGACUCAGGGGACUUGAUAUAUAAUCUUAGCCUGCAGACCAACCCCCUGUGAGAGGGUGACACGCUUGUUGUCAUCGUCAUGAGUCAUUUUUGAAGUCUACCUGCUACCCGAGAUCUCACAGUAUCAGCAUUGGAAUAUACUGUACAGAUAGCAGUGCUUUGGGGGGCAUCCUGAGUACUUUUGGUUGUGUAGUGUACACGACAGACAGGCUUUCCAACUCCGACGGAGGUCUUCCUCGCUAUUAGGCUUGACUGGCAGAACGAUGGCGGGCACUAUGACCAUUACCGCUGAGGAGGUUAAUUGCCUCAUCCAUGCAUACUUCCAGGAUUCAGGCUUUCAGCAUUCAGCAUUCACUCUCCGUAUGGAGGGCCGUCUAGACAACUCACACCACAUCAAAAAGCACAUUCCACGCGGAGAAUUGGUAGAACUCCUCAGCAAAGCACUCCUCUACAGCGAAGUCGAGGCUCAUUGGAAGGAAGACGGUCUUGCAAGCAACUGCAAGAAUAACUUCUCUCUCCUUGAGCACCACGUAUGCUCGUUUGAUGCAGAUGGGCAGUCACACCCGUCUACUCAGCCAAAUGGGGGACUCACUUCUCUGGCAAUCGUUGGAGAUACGAAGAGCAAGCGGAAGUCUGUCACGCCCUCUAGUGAGGAUGGGCAUGUCGAGAAACGCCCCAGGAGAGAGGAUGAAGAUAGUGAAUCUGCAAUGGCUGUUGAUGGCAUGCCCAAGACAAUUCCCAAGGAGCAUAAGACGAAAGGAGCUACUCUGCCUAAAUCAGAAGCAGUAACCGUAUUGCGAGCACACAAGUCAGGAGGUAAGACUGUUUUCGUCGCUUCCUGGAAUCCAACCUCUACCGGGAGCCUGAUAACUGGUGCAAGGGAUGCUACGAUUAUGUAUUGGGAUAUUCCUACCAACUCGCAUGACGGCUUGGUGGUUUCUUCUUUGCAGCCCACCGCGAAGAUCAGUCUUACCAAUUCUGCAAAAGCGGAUUUGACCUCUCUGGACUGGAACAAAGAUGGUACGUUAGUAGCUAUUGGGUCGCUCGACUCCGUCCUUCGAAUAUGCGAUACAUCAGGCAAGACAUACAUGAUAGACCACCAUCAUAAGGGCCCUAUAUUCGCUGCUAAGUUCUCACCGUCUGGUCAGUGGAUCGUCACGGCAAGCUUGGACAACACCUCUUGUGUAUGGGACGUGAAAGACAAGAGACUGCACCGACAAUACCGAAACCAUGGUGAUGCAUGUUGCCUGGAUGUGGAUUGGAUCGGCGAUUCCAUCUUCGUUAGCUCUGGGGGCGACUGCUUGGCCCACAUCGUUUCUCUCAGCGGCACCAAACCAUUACAGACACUCAAGCUGACCAUGGUCAGAUGCAAUCCGUCACGCACUCGUUUGAUUUCUGGCUCAGACGAUACUACUGCACGAGUAUGGAAUCUAGAAGCCAUUCUCAUGGAUAAGAUGCCGGCGCCUGUAGUUCUGAAAGGUCAUACGAAAUGCCUUACGUCCGUUAAAUGGUGCCCGUACACCGAUCCAGGAACGCACGAACUUGUUGCCACGGCUUCAUUUGAUAUGACUGUGCGACUAUGGGACUCCGUAACCGGAGAUUGCUUGCAACUUCUUACUGACCAUAGCAAACCUGUUUAUUCUCUGUCCUUUAGCCCGGAGGGUCGCCUGCUUGUACCAGGACGGCGGAAGCUGAUAAUAAUCAAGACGGGCGACAAAGUCUGGUCUUGGUCUGCUGGUAUGCGAUUGGGUAUAUUUUGAGAUAGACUGGAGAAAAUGGGGGGAUGUCAGCCGUAUUGCUCUUGCGACGGAGCACCGGGCAGUUGUCAUCGUCGAUCCAACGAAAUUGCAUGCUAUUCAGAAGACCACGUGAGGCCUAGCUACUGGUGUAUAUUUUAUACUUUGUCUAUUCUUCUGUCGCAAUGUAGCUGUGCUGAUUACUGUACGUCGUAGGUAAUUCGUUGAGAACGAGUAAAAGAAUAAACUGGCUUAGUGCGCCCU
This is a messenger RNA of Pisolithus orientalis, 2003 nucleotides long. Its product is annotated as WD40 repeat-like protein. Bases 267 to 1763 code for a protein of 498 amino acids. Gene Ontology annotation, cellular component: Set3 complex. The record is from RefSeq and is a predicted model, not a curated record. Gene Ontology annotation, molecular function: protein binding; transcription corepressor activity. Lineage: Eukaryota; Fungi; Basidiomycota; Agaricomycetes; Boletales; Pisolithaceae. The transcript has 11 exons. Gene Ontology annotation, biological process: regulation of transcription by RNA polymerase II.